UCAGAGCCGUUCGCUGACUCCUUCUUUUCCGGUACGCUCCAUCGAGUGACUGUGUCGUAUUUAGUUUUAGCUGUAAUUAUAUCUUUCUCCAUCUUCCAACAUGAGGAUUUAUAAGGAUCUUUUCACCGGAGAUGAAAUGUUCUCCGAUACAUAUAAAAUGAAGCUAGUGGAUGAUGUGCUGUACGAAGUAUAUGGCAAGUUAGUCACUCGUAAAUCUGGUGGUGACAUUAAUAUUGCCGGUUUUAAUCCCUCUGCAGAAGAGGCUGAUGAGGGCACCGACGAUGUGGUAGAAUCUGGCGUUGAUGUAGUAUUGAAUCAUCGGCUUCAGGAAACAUUUGCUUUUGGGGAAAAAUCUUACACCUUGUACCUUAAAGAUUACAUGAAAAAAUUAGUUGCAAGGCUAGAAGAAAAAUCACCUGAUCAAGUAGAUGUUUUUAAAACCAAUAUGAACAAAGUAAUGAAGGAUAUUCUGGGUCGUUUUAAAGAGCUACAAUUUUUCACCGGUGUUUCAAUGGACAUUGAUGGCAUUGUGGGCCUCAUGGAAUAUCGCGAAAUCGACGGCGAAUCUGUGCCUGUACUCAUGUUUUUCAAGCACGGUCUUGAAGAAGAAAAAUUCUAAGUUAUUUUUAGAAAAAAUAUUCAAUACAAUAUGGACAAAUUUUAUAAACUGGAAUCAAGACUGUACACAUGCUACAAAGCUGUGGAAUUUAGUUAAAAAUAUAAACCGAUUCAAUACUUCCAAUCUUAGUUAACAAUGCAAUUAAUUAAACACUGCGUAAAUAAAAUCUCGGUUAAAUGACAAUUUCUCAAUAAAUAGUUGUAAAUACUCAGAAAUAAGAGAAGAGAUGGCAACAACAGGAAUGUUCGUAAAAAUGUCUGUCGCAGAAAAUAUAUUAUUUUCGUUUCUUUGUCCAAAAUUUAGAUUAUUUUAUAUAUAUAUAUAAAUCUAUAUGAAGUAUAAAUAAAAAUGGAAGAUGGGGAAAGAAUGUGCAGCGCGAUGGAUUUACAUCAAUGAUAUAAUGUUUACAAUUAUUGUGUUAAUACCAGUAAUGACUUCUGGAACACAUAUUCGAACACAUAAUGUCUAUCAUAAAUAAAAAAAUUUUUCCAUAA
Nylanderia fulva is the source of this 1113-nucleotide messenger RNA. It is a transcript of the gene Tctp, whose product is annotated as translationally controlled tumor protein. Gene Ontology annotation, molecular function: calcium ion binding. The record is from RefSeq and is a predicted model, not a curated record. Gene Ontology annotation, cellular component: cytoplasm. Lineage: Eukaryota; Metazoa; Arthropoda; Insecta; Hymenoptera; Formicidae.